Messenger RNA from Polyodon spathula (Mississippi paddlefish), 843 nucleotides. RefSeq names its product caspase-8-like. Gene Ontology annotation, molecular function: cysteine-type endopeptidase activity. NCBI's taxonomy places the organism in Eukaryota, Metazoa, Chordata, Actinopteri, Acipenseriformes, Polyodontidae. The record is from RefSeq and is a predicted model, not a curated record. The transcript is spliced from 3 exons. Gene Ontology annotation, biological process: proteolysis; negative regulation of extrinsic apoptotic signaling pathway via death domain receptors. The coding region runs from base 1 to 843 and encodes 280 amino acids.
AUGGAAAUAAUGAAAAAAUAUAAACCAAAACUGACGGCAUUGCUAUAUGUUGAUCCUAUUCCCAUUCUUCAGCUUGCUCAAAGCAAGAGAAUCAUUACAGACAGAGAAUACAACAAGAUUAAAAGCAUUUCAGAUUCUGAAAAGCAGGUCAUUGAGCUGUUGGACACAGUCAUGGGGAAAUCCAGUAAUGUAUCCCAAGACUUUCUGAACAUCCUAAAAGAUGUCCAGGACACCUACCCUCAAUUGUGGUUGCAUUUUGAAGUUGAGCAGUACAAUGACCAGACAGCAAAUGGAAUCCAAUCCACUAUGGAGAGGUAUCGCCAGCAGGACCACAGUAACAGGGACUGCUUCAUCUGCUGCAUCCUCUCCCAUGGAUCAAAGGGAGCUAUUGCCAGCACAGACGGGCGUUUUUUCCCCAUUCAGAAAAUAACCUCUUAUUUUACCGGCCUAAAAUGCCCUACUCUUAUGAAAAAGCCAAAGGUCUUUUUUAUCCAAGCUUGCCAGGGGGUAAAGUGCCAACAGUCUGUAAGAGUGCAGGGAGAUUGCGGAGGUCAUGAACCAGAAGCAGAACUGGAGCCUGAAGAGGAUGCUGGCACCGACACAAUUCCUAAUGAUUCAGACUUCCUCCUCGGCAUGUCUACGCUGGAAAAUUAUGUAUCUUUCAGAAACACCUCCAAAGGCUCCUCGUACAUACAGGCCCUGUGCAAGAAUCUGGAGCUGCUCUGCCCCAGGAAUUGUGAAAUCCUGAGCAUCCUGACCACAGUGAACAGAGAAGUGAGUGAAGAAAGUCAUCCGGGAGCCAAGCAGAUGCCAGAGCCGAGACGAAAAAACUGCUCCAUCUGA